AUGACAACAAUCAAUCGAGAAAUCAUAGAUACACUGAGAACCCAAUGCUCAGAGUACCAAACUGAAGACCUAAUGGACGACUGGGUGGAUGUGGAUGCAACCGAUGAUCACAAAAUCAUGCAUUCGACGUAUCAAAAUAUGGAAUCUAAAGACACCCAGACAAGCCUACCCAAAUCCAUGGAGGAUGCUCAAGACGCCCUGUACUCGUUUUACGACUUGCUAGCAGAGCGCUGGCCCCUUGAUUGCAAGGAUGCCCCCCAUUCGGCGAUGCUUAAACUAGUGGCAGACAGACAGAAUGUGGGCAAGAACGGAGGUACUACUCAAUUAUUUGAGUUUGACACGGUAUCUUCAACACACAGAAAGUCCUGGGUCCGAGUCAGGUUUCACGCUGAGGUUCCGGAACAUAUCUCCGAAAUGCCUCAGAGGGUGACGUUCCAGGAUUCAAGUCAAUCAGGAAACCGUCAUCAGUGCGAGAUAACGCGUUUGGAACUUUGCCGGAUGAUCGAAGCGUCCGAGAGUAACUGGAAAUGUCCUACUAUCAAUCUAGUGUCUGGGAAGACAGCAAAGACUAGAGGUGAUACGCCAGUCAAAUGUUCUAAGCAAGUGAUCACCUUGGAAAGCCUUGUCAGACCAAAAAUGGCAGCAGUAUCACUAAGAGAAAAUUCGGAUCUACCGCCAUUGACACUGCAUCAGAAGGCCAAGUUAGCCGUGGUGUUCGCAUCCAGCGUCCUCCAGCUAAGUAAGGACUCAUGGGGGGUCAAACCGCCUGAUGAGGAUCCUUGGAGUCAUGAAGGGCCAUGGUUGCAAAGAAACUGGAAAGAUACAGGCAUCUGCUUUUUGGAAAACUAUCUUGGAAAGCUCAGCCUUGGUGACCCAUAUUUGCCCAUCCCUAUUGAGGACCCAGCCCGGAAAUCAGCCCAGACGUCAGCCCAGAAAAUCGAUCUGCCAUAUCAAUCUGCGACUCUUGUUGCCUUAGCCCUGACCCUCCUGCACUUACAAAGUCAUGAAGAUAGGGUUCUUGAGGAAUUCGAUACAAUCUGCAAAAAUAUUAGGGCUGAGGGUUACCGCAAUCCGGACACCACGGAUUAUGUAGCUUUACUUCACCUAUUACAAGACUCGCAAGCUUUUCUCAACCAGGUAGAUGAUCAGUACAAAACAGCCAUUCAGGCAUGCCUAAGGGGAAGGCUUGUGGAUGCUAUCGGAGAAGAGGACGAGAGGACUGUUCAGCAAUAUUUCUUUCAAGACAUUAUCAUUCCACUCAACAGCUAUCUCAAGACACUUGAAUCCUCUGAAAACUUGAGUAUUCAGAAGAAGUAUAGUGAACAGAAGUGGAGUCUAUGGGAUGACCAUGACGGAGAGGAACACCAAGGGGACUCGACACUAUCCGGGUAUGCCGAUACGUGGUUCGAAAAAUUCGAGAGCAAAGUUCAAGGACUCGUCGACCUAAGCACAAGCCGUCACCAUAAGGAUCCUAUCAAAGUUGCCAUCAUCGAUACAGGCUUAGACUUUCCUCGAGAGGCACGCUCCUUAUAUAAGAAGCAGAUCAAGGAUUGCCGAACUUGGUUGUAUUGCGAUACAUCAAAGCAUAUCAAGAUGGAAGAUUUAUGCACUGAUUCAGAUGGACAUGGGACUCACUGUGCCUCCACUGUACUCAAGGUUGCACAGAAUGCUCAUAUAUACGUGGCCAAAGUGUUGGAAAUUCGAUCACAAGAAAAGGCGCGAAGUGAAACAACAACCCAAGCUAUCGUCAAGGCGCUUAAUUAUGCAAUUGAUGAAUGGAAGGUGGACAUAAUCAACAUGUCAUUUGGCUGCCGUAACAGGGUGGCAGAGAUUGACGAAGUCAUGGAGAGGGCGGAAAGAAAUAGAAUCAUCAUGGUUGCAGCAGCGUGUAAUCUUGGUGCACUAGAACCUAUUUCGUGGCCCGCGAAGUCGAAUCGAGUUAUCUGUGUUCACGCUGCCGACGGCUUUGGAAACCCUGCCCCUUUCACACCAGACCCUGAACCCAACAAUCACAACUUUGCUGCUCCAGGCAUGGCGAUAUUAGGGUACUGUCCAAAGGGUUCGGAUAAGCUGCAGCGGCGUAUGACUGGUACAUCAUGCGCAGCCCCUGUCGUUGCGGGAAUUGUAGCUGUGUUGUUGGAAUUCGUGCGCAAGCAUGAGGCCGAAUAUACGGACAAGCAUCGUCUUCUAGAGCUACUACGGGAACGACGAGGAAUAACUGCAGUUCUACAAAAAAUGGUUUCAAAAGGUGGAAGGAACAAGUAUGACUUUCUCAGUCCUUGGUCGCUCUUAGAUGUGGAACGUCCGUACCAACAUCACAUGAACACUAUAUUAGAGACAUUGGGAGCUGUUGGAUAG
Messenger RNA from Fusarium graminearum PH-1, 2358 nucleotides. RefSeq lists its product as uncharacterized. Gene Ontology annotation, biological process: proteolysis. The record is from RefSeq and is a predicted model, not a curated record. Gene Ontology annotation, molecular function: serine-type endopeptidase activity. Lineage: Eukaryota; Fungi; Ascomycota; Sordariomycetes; Hypocreales; Nectriaceae. The coding region runs from base 1 to 2358 and encodes 785 amino acids. The transcript is spliced from 4 exons.